Molecule: messenger RNA, 703 nt
Organism: Hibiscus syriacus
Lineage: Eukaryota; Viridiplantae; Streptophyta; Magnoliopsida; Malvales; Malvaceae
Exons: 2
Coding region: 1-675 (224 amino acids)
Source: RefSeq, a predicted model, not a curated record
AUGAAGAAAUCGAUUUUACUAACCAAUUUAAUCUCUGCUUUGCUUGUUCUUGUUGCUGCUCAAGUCCAUGGGUUUGAGCCCUUCGAUUUUGAAUCUGAAUUCCCACGGGAUUUUGAAGCUUCCAAAUUUACUUCUGAACCCCAAUAUUUUCCCGAAACAAAUUUUGAUGAACCUUCUUUGCUUUCACAAUCUGAGUUUCCUUGGGAUUUUCAAGAAACCCAAUUUUCUGGAUCCGAACGUCCUUACGAUUCAUCAGAAAUCCUAAAUUUUCCCGAGAAAACUUCUCCGUUUUCCGAUAAUGAAUUUCCCAAAGAAUUUGAAUACCCCGAAGAGUCUUUCGAAUAUGGAACAGAUGCACGCCGUAAAAUCAAAUCACCUCCCCCAUCUCCUUCUCCACCGCCAUCAGAAACACUACCUCCGUCGCCGUCGCCGUCAGUUCCAGAAGACACAUGUGUUCACAAGUGCGGGCAGAAAUGCCUCAAGGAAUUCUUUCCCCCCCUUCGCAAAAUAUGCCUCAAAUUCUGCAAGAAGAAAUGUUUGCUCAGUCACUCAGUUCUGAUCUACAAAUGCACCAGUCGUUGUGCAGAAACCAUGCCCAGAAUCUUCAGAUCCGACUUGAAGAAAGCAGGUGGAUAUGUCGAAUACUGCUACAAGAACUGCAUUGCGAAAUUCUAAUAUCUUUAUAAAUACUAAUAUAUUCUGG